Symbiodinium pilosum is the source of this 1309-nucleotide messenger RNA. Lineage: Eukaryota; Dinophyceae; Suessiales; Symbiodiniaceae. The record is from the annotation of a GenBank genome assembly.
GAUGGCUGCUUCGAUGCUUGCGGCUGCGGAGGACGGGCGGCUGGAGAGCGCUUUGUCGGAGCGGAUGCGCAAGGGAGUGGGUGCCAGCAUACUUGCGGCUGCAGAGGAUGGCCGGCUAGAGCAAGUGUUGGUGACAUCCGAGAAGAAGAUGCAGCAUACAGAGCAGGUCCGUCAGAAGGCUGCCGCCACCCUGCUAGCUGCCGCAGAGGACGGCAUGCUCGAGCAGGUGCUGGAAUCCCAGCGCAAGGCGAGCGAGCAGAAGAACCUUGAGCGGGAGCGGGUGCGACUGAAGGCGGGGGCAAGUCUCUUGGCUGCCGCGGAGAACGGAAGGCUGGAGCAGGUGCUGUCAUCUGAGCAGCAGAAGAGCGAGCAGAAGAAGCUUGAGCGGGAGCGGGUGCGCCUGAAAGCUGGAGCAAGUCUCUUGGCUGCUGCGGAGAACGGAAGGCUCGAGCAGGUGUUGGCGUCGGAGCAGCAGAAGAGCGAGCAGAAGAAGCUCGAUAGGGAGCGGGUGCGCUUGAAAGCCGGAGCAAGUCUGUUGGCUGCCGCAGAGAGUGGAAGGCUUGAGCAAGUGCUGACCUCCGAACAGAAGAAGAAAGAUGUUGAACGGGUACGGAUGAAAGCAGGAGCGAGCCUCUUGGCGGCUGCUGAGAGUGGGAGGUUGGAGCAAGCGCUGGAUGCAGCACAGAAGAAGAAAGACCUUGAGCGGGUGCGCAAAGCAACCGGAGCAAGCUUGUUGGCAGCGGCCGAGAGUGGAAGGCUAGAGGAGGUAUUGACAGAAAAGGGCCGCGAGCUGGAGUUGGAGCGAGUGCGCAAGAAGAUUGCCGACGGUUUGCUGUUGGCGGCAGAUGAUGGUUCGCUUGAAGAGGCUCUUUCCCGUACCAUGCAGAAGGGGAAUGACAAGAAGAUGGAGGACAUCCGCAGCAGGAUGGCUGCCAGCCUGCUUGAAGCAGUGGAGAAUGGCAGCUUGGAGCAGGCUUUCCAGGAGAGCGGACAUGCUUUGAAAGGCCAAGAGGCCUUCCAGGAUACCGCAUCCACGGCACUCACCGGCUUGCCGUCCGACAUGCAGCGCACCAACGUGGUUGCCUUGGCCAAUCAGACAGCCAAGAGCCACCUGGUAGGCAUGCGGCAAGAGGCACCGCAGGGAGCCGCUGCAGUGCAGCGUGCCUUGAUGCAGUACGAGCGAAGGAUAGGCAGCCUCACAGCGGCGGUGAAGCAGGCUGAGCGGGGUGUGAUGGAGCGCAUUGCGGAAGCUAACUCGCUUGAGGUAGCGCUCGCUGAGGCACAGGCCAAGCUGAGGAUGGUGAAGCGG